Molecule: messenger RNA, 1500 nt
Organism: Paramacrobiotus metropolitanus
Lineage: Eukaryota; Metazoa; Tardigrada; Eutardigrada; Parachela; Macrobiotidae
Product: mitochondrial coenzyme A transporter SLC25A42-like
Exons: 4
Coding region: 372-1352 (326 amino acids)
Biological process (GO): transmembrane transport
Source: RefSeq, a predicted model, not a curated record
CGUGCUGGUUGUGAGAGAUUUGAGGCGCUCUGACGGCUGUUUUUUUGUUUUGCUCUUUUGGAAAGUUUGAAUUUAUGUAGGCCUGUUGGCUGUAGCACGUUCCUUUAAAUUUUGACGCUUUAUCAUUUAGGGUAUUCGUCUAAGCAAUAGCGUUAUUGUGCAUAUUGUGGGUUACUUUGCUUGUUGCGGGUUCUGCUUGAUGUUGACUGUAUACCUUGACGCGUUAAAAUUAUCUUUCUAUAUCAACUGGAUUUCAUUUACAAUUCGUGCCUGGAUGACCAUACAUCUUGCUGAAACCCCGAUGAUUCCACCAUUCAUGCAGCCAAUGCAAUCCUUUUUGUGUCCCAGGCGUCAGCACAACAGACCGUGUCAUGUCCACCAAAACGAAGAACCAAGGACCGACGCAGGUUCUUCCACAAGACGCAUCGCUGACUGCUCUUAACGAGAAUUUAGCGAAGCCCCCGCCGCUGGACAACUCCACUCGCAUCUGGACAUCCCUCAUUGCGGGCGCUACGGCGGGGGCGCUCGCCAAAACCAGUAUUGCUCCGUUGGACAGAACGAAAAUCAAUUUUCAGACAUCAGCGAGUCGGUUUUCUAUGAAAGAAGGGGCCAGAUAUUUAAAAGAGCGCUUCAAGCAUGAAGGCUUCCUCAGUCUGUGGAGAGGCAAUUCAGCAACCAUGGUUCGUGUUAUCCCCUAUGCCGCUAUCCAGUUUGCUUCGCAUGAGCAGUGGAAGCAUGUGCUCAAGGUGGAUGAUAUUAGAAUAUAUUCUCCCGGAAAACGUUUCGUAGCCGGAUCCUUAGCCGGAGUAACGGCCUCCUCCUUGACGUAUCCCCUUGAUUUAGCCCGUGCCCGUAUGGCGGUAACGGAGAAAGCCCGUUACGCUACCAUCUUCUCCGUCUUCAAAAAUUUGCUCAAAGAAGAAGGCUGGAUAGCACUUUAUCGGGGAUUUACUCCCACACUUUUGGGUGUUAUACCAUACGCCGGUGCCAGUUUCUUUACGUUUGAGACGCUCAAACGCAAGCAUCAGGAGCGUUACGAGCGUCCGGCAGCGGCUUACGAAAAGAUGCUAUUUGGGGCGUGCGCAGGCGCAGUGGGGCAGACCUCCUCGUAUCCCUUUGAUAUUGUGCGCAGGCGCAUGCAGACUGCCGUCGAUCGGCAAUUCCCCAAGUUGGGAACGUUUGAAGCGCUGGUGAAGAUCGCACGGGAAGAAGGCAUCAAGAAUGGGCUUUUUAAAGGCUUAACUCUAAACUGGGUGAAGGGGCCGAUUGCGGUGGGUGUUAGUUUUACUAGUUUUGAUUUAUUUCAGUCGUUGCUCCGACGACUGCAUCGUGAAAGAAGUGUGGCGCGGUGAGUGGAUUGUUUGUGUCUAACUUAUUGUGAUUUAUGUAAAAUUUUGUUCUUUGUGAUUAACGCAUGUUUCAAACACAGAAAUUUUAUUGGUUUGUGAUGUUGACCGCAAUCAUUAAAAGAAAGGCGUAUAAAUUACAGAUAAUCUUUGA